CUAAGCUCCUGUCUGUAUCGGCAAAGGCAUAUAUGCAGUGGAGAAGGCGAUACCGCGCAUUUCGCUAGGCUGCAGGAGAUAUAAGUUAUACACUUAAUCAUACUCCAGCCGACAGUAGUAGCAGGAAAGAUAAUGGAGGUGAAAAGACCUGAACAGAAUAACUUUUCCGUCGAAGGCGCCGCAGAGACGUCGCGCUCUUGCGCGGAUCCAGUCGUACGCCGCGGGUGCGCUUACAGCGCGGGACAGCUCUCCGCUGGGAGAGCCGUAUGCAGCGGUCCUUCCAAGGUCCUCUUGGAGUAUAAAAGCACAACUCAGCAUCUGGCAUCGUCCGGAGUUAAGGUAUCCACUAUUUCCAAAGCCGGUUUGGGUAUCUUAAAAAUGGCCACAUCGCACUGGAGACUCCAGGAGAAGAAGGCACGGGUGGUGCGGUCCUCCAGCGCCGGGAACCGGCACUCUUCUUCCGACCGGUUCCCCUGCAAGAGGUCUGCCCUGGAUCAGCUCACGGCUCUGGUACUGCACGGUCAGACGUGCUCCAGCCAUAUGGUGCAGGAGACCGGCCAGGACAAGUUGUGCUCCACCAAGCCGCAGAACUGCCGGCGCAUUGUAGUGCUGGGCGCUCCGAAAGUUGGGAAGACAUCGAUCCUCCGACGGUUCCUGCGGGACGGGUUCGAGGAGCAGUAUCAGCCGACUUCUGAGGACUUUCACAGGAAGCUAUACCAAAUCCGAGGAGAGACCUACCAGAUAGACAUCCUGGACGCGUCCGGGGAAAGAGCCUUCCCUGCCAAGCGCAGACUAUCCAUCUUGACAGGUGAUAUUUUUCUCCUGGUCUUCAGCUUGGAUGACAGCGGCUCCUUCGACGAAGUGCGCGCGCUGCGCAAAGAGAUCGUCGCGGCCAAGAGCAAGCUCCAGAAAUCCAAAGAGAACGCCCGCGUGCCCAUCGUGAUCUGCGCGAACAAAGUGGACCUGGCGCCGGAGGAGAGAGCCGUCAGUCCGGCGGAGGUUUUUCAAGAGCUCGGCGAGGACUGUCCUUUUUUCGAGACCUCCGCCAAAGACAGCACCAAUCUGGAAGAGGUGUUCGAAGCCCUGGCGAAGCGAGGUGGGCUGCCCACAGAGACCGGUCCGUCCCAGCACCGCAAAAUUUCCAUCCGCUCAUACCAAGCGUUGCGCUCCGACCGGACUGCAAGUAGAGGGGUCACGCAGGAGAUUCCCUGCGGCGCGCUGUACCCGCUGGCUCGCCGUCCCAGCUUCAGUACCGACCUCCGCAAGGUUCUCGGACCCAGCACUUCACGGAAAGGGGGGAAAUCCCUUGAGAAGUGCCAGAUUCAGUGACCGGGGGCUCAGGAACUUGAUUCUUAAUAAUCAUAUAGUAGCCUACAGUCUGUAAAACCGAAUGUGUAUGUUUAUUUCCUCAAUGGCUAGCCGAGGUAUAAUAGAAUUUCGUACGGAUUAAAGAGGCAUCAUUGGACAUUAAAAAGAAAUGUAUAUAAAAAAAAGAAA
This is a messenger RNA of Conger conger (European conger), 1497 nucleotides long. RefSeq names its product RASD family member 2b (gene rasd2b). The transcript has 2 exons. Gene Ontology annotation, molecular function: GTPase activity; GTP binding. The coding region runs from base 133 to 1329 and encodes 398 amino acids. The record is from RefSeq and is a predicted model, not a curated record. NCBI's taxonomy places the organism in Eukaryota, Metazoa, Chordata, Actinopteri, Anguilliformes, Congridae.